Messenger RNA from Recurvomyces mirabilis, 1941 nucleotides. Its product is annotated as ATP-binding cassette transporter CGR1. Gene Ontology annotation, molecular function: oxidoreductase activity. The record is from RefSeq and is a predicted model, not a curated record. The coding region runs from base 1 to 1941 and encodes 646 amino acids. The transcript has 2 exons. NCBI's taxonomy places the organism in Eukaryota, Fungi, Ascomycota, Dothideomycetes, Mycosphaerellales, Teratosphaeriaceae. Gene Ontology annotation, biological process: carotenoid biosynthetic process.
AUGGCGGCGGAGAAGUCGAGAAGUGCGCGCAAGACCGCCAUAGUCAUUGGCGCAGGUGUCGGCGGCGUCUCGACCGCUGCACGACUAGCUCACGCUGGCUUUGAUGUUACUGUCCUCGAGAAGAACGAUUUUACUGGAGGGAGAUGCAGUCUCAUACAUACACCAGAUGGCUACCGUUUCGACCAAGGACCUUCGCUCCUCUUGCUCCCACGACUCUUCCAUCAGACAUUUGCAGAACUAGGGACGAGCCUUGAGAAAGAAGGUGUGGAGCUGAGGAAAUGCGAGCCCAAUUACCGGGUCUGGUUCGGCGAUGGCGAGGAGUUUGUGCUGUCCACGGAUCUGGCCACGAUGAAGAGGGAAGUGGAGAAGUGGGAGGGUCAUGAUGGGUAUGAGCGAUAUCUGGCCUUUUUGGGCGAGUCACAUCGGCAUUAUGAACUCAGUGUCGAGCACGUCCUACUCAAGAAUUUCACCUCUCUGGCUUCCAUGCUGAGGGUGAGUUUCCUGCGACAUUUGAUCGCGUUACACCCUUUCGAAAGUAUCUGGACGCGAGCGAGUAAGUACUUCUUCACGGAACGGUUGAGGAGGGUGUUCACGUUCGGGAGCAUGUAUAUGGGUAUGUCUCCCUUUGAUGCUCCAGGCACAUAUAGUCUAUUGCAGUAUACCGAGUUGGCGGAGGGGAUAUGGUAUCCAGUUGGGGGGUUCCAUAGGAUUGUGGAGGCGCUUGUGGAGGUUGGGAAGAGGAGGGGCGUGAGGUUCAGCAUGGGCUGUGAGGUGGAGAGAAUAUUGUUGGACCAGAGUAGGGGUAGAGCGAGCGGAGUGAGGCUGAGGGGUGGCGAGGUGCUGGAGGCGGAUGUUGUGGUCAACAACUCGGACCUGGUCUAUGCUUACACCAAUCUCCUGGCUCCGGACACAGACCCGGGCGCAGUCACGAAAGCCACGCCUUAUGCUGAAAGUCUGUCGCAGCGGGAAGCAUCCUGCUCGAGUAUCUCCUUCUACUGGGGUCUCUCACAGCAAGUGCCAGCCUUAUCAGCCCACAAUAUCUUCCUCGCAGACCAGUACAAAGAAUCAUUCGACUCGAUCUUCAAGAAACAUCUCAUACCCGACGAACCAAGUUUCUACGUCAACGUGCCUUCACGAGUAGACAGUAGUGCGGCGCCGCAAGGCAAGGACAGCAUAGUCGUGCUCGUACCUGUAGGCCACCUGGUAGAUGGACAAGCCAACCAGAUCGCCUCGCAACACACGAAUGGCAGCAUGCAAGCGAACGGCUCCGCAGUCAAGAAAACAACAAACCAAGACAUCAAAUCCCUCUCACCCCCGUCCCAAUCCGGCAUCCAACCAACCGAACAUCAAGACUGGCCCGCCAUGAUCGCCCUAGCCCGCAAAACCAUCCUCUCCACCAUCGAGGCACGCACAGGAGUCGAUCUUGGCCCCUUAAUUGUCCACGAAGAAACCAAUGAUCCGCAGACGUGGAAACAGAAAUUCAAUCUCGAUCGUGGCGCUAUCCUGGGCUUAUCCCACUCCUUCUUCAACGUCUUGUGCUUCCGUCCUUCGACUCGAGCAAGGAAAGGGUCACCACUGCUAGACGGUAAAUUCGGAGGCGGCAUCCUAGGACGCGUAGCAGAGCUUUUGGGUGAUUUGGGACGGGGUGGGAGUGGGAGCAUACGGGGUUUGUAUAUGGUUGGUGCCUCUGCGCAUCCUGGGACGGGCGUGCCGAUUUGUCUUGCAGGAGGGCGGUUGGUGGCGGAGCAGGUGCUGCAGGAUCUGGGGAUGAGUGUGCCAUGGGAGGAGGAUGGGAAGGAGGGAAAGGUGAAGUCGAGUUUGGAUGUUAUUGAUAGGCCGCUUACUGUGAGACUGGAGGAGUUGGCAUGGUGGGUCAUGGUGGUUUUCGCGGCAAUAUUUGCUUUAUGGAUGGCGAUGUACGUGUGGCGGUUGACAUGUUAG